AUGGAACUUUUGUGUUUCGAACGGGAUACAGCCCUGAGAGCGCAGCAAGACCCUAAUAUUUUCUGUGAUGACAGAGUGUUGCAAAGCCUUCUGUCAAUUGAAGACAGAUUUCUUCCGCAGGGUCCAUAUUUUAAAUGUGUUCAAAAGGAUAUCCAGCCAUAUAUGAGACGGAUGGUUGCAACAUGGAUGUUGGAGGUUUGCGAGGAAGAGAAGUGCGAUGAAGAAGUUUUUCCUCUGGCUGUCAAUUAUCUGGACAGAUUCUUAGCUGCAGUCCCCACGAGGAAGUGCUUUCUGCAACUUUUAGCAGCAGUGUGUUUGUUCUUAGCGUCAAAAUUGAAAGCAAGUCAACCGAUUUCUGCACAUAAGCUUCGACUUUAUACAGACAAUUCAAUCACGUUACAAGAGCUGCUGGAGUGGGAACUGGUGGUCCUGGGGAAAUUGAAGUGGAACAUGGCAGCAGUUAUCCCUCAUGACUUCAUUGAGCACAUUCUCCGCAAGUUGCCAUUGCCACAUGACAGGCUACCAAUGAUCCGCAAGCAUACGCACACCUUCAUCGCCCUCUGUGCCACAGAUCACAGCUUUGCCAUGUUUCCACCUUCCAUGAUCGCCACAGGCAGUGUAGCCGCGGCAGCCUGCGGCCUGAACCUGGACCAUAGAGAAAAGGCGCUAUGGGGUGACAACCUCACAGAGCUGCUAGCCAAAAUCACCAACACUGAGGUGGACUGUCUUAAGUCUUGUCAAGAGCAGAUUGAGCAGUUGCUGGCCAGAAGUCUGAGAGAGAGCCAACAGCAGAAGCAUCAUGAUGUCACAGGGGGCAGGGUUACCACCAAGAGGGCGGAGUCUGAGGACCAAUCCUGCACUCCAACGGACGUGCGCGAUAUCAACUUAUGA
Messenger RNA from Chanos chanos (milkfish), 891 nucleotides. It is a transcript of the gene ccnd2b, whose product is annotated as cyclin D2, b. Bases 1 to 891 code for a protein of 296 amino acids. NCBI's taxonomy places the organism in Eukaryota, Metazoa, Chordata, Actinopteri, Gonorynchiformes, Chanidae. The record is from RefSeq and is a predicted model, not a curated record. The transcript has 5 exons.